GGGAGGUGGUGGAGCUCCUCUCAUCCUUGUGCAUGCAGUGUAAUGAAAGGGUCCCAACAACUGCAGAGAAACCCACAAUUCAUGAUUUCUCCCUCGCCUCCACUUCAUCCUCUCAGUUAAACUCAAUUUUGGAUUACUGCCUCUUUUCAUAUGAAGACACCUGUGGAGGAUUAAAAGAAGAAUCUCCACGGAGGAUUAACUGUGCAGCUUCGUUACAUUCACUUUUCUUGGUUUUAUGAGUUGUUCUUCAGCUGGAAUAAUGUCUUCAUGUUGGAGUAGUAGCUCCUGGUUUGCAGUGGUGUUUGGAGCUGCGCUGGUUGUUCUUACUGCUGCUAGUGCUGGACCGAACCAGGACAGGAGGCAGGAUGGGUCGUCUACAUGCUAUGGAAGCUUUGAUCUCUACUUUGUUUUGGACAAAUCUGGGAGUGUGCAGCAUCACUGGACAGAAAUCUACAACUUUGUGGAACAUCUAGCUCACAAAUUCAUAAGUCCACAGUUGCGGAUGUCCUUCAUUGUGUUCUCCACUGAGGGAAGGAUCUUAAUGCGCCUGACAGAAGACAGGGAACUCAUUCGUAAAGGUCUAGAGGAGCUGUAUAGCGUUCGUCCAGGAGGAGACACCUUCAUGCACGAAGGCAUCCUGAGGGCCAGUGAACAGAUAUAUUAUGGAAACACUGAAGGUUAUCGCACUGCCAGUGUGAUCAUAGCUCUGACAGAUGGAGAGCUGCACGAGGAUCUUUUCUACUACGCUGAGCGAGAGGCGAACCGUUCCCGAAGCCUGGGUGCCUCGGUUUACUGCGUGGGGGUGAAGGACUUCAAUGAGACACAGCUGGCAAAAAUCGCUGAUAGCAAGGAACAUGUUUUCCCUGUAAAUGAUGGAUUCGAGGCCUUGCAAGGAGUGAUCGACUCGAUCCUGAAGAAGUCUUGUAUUGAGAUCCUGGCUGCAGAGCCGUCUAGUAUCUGUGCAGGAGAGUCUUUCCAAGUAGUGGUGAGAGGAAAUGGGUUUCUCCACGCCCACAACGUCGAUAGGGUCCGGUGCAGCUUCCGCAUCAACGACACCCUUACUAAGAUGGUGAAGCCUCUGAUUGUGGAAGAUACAUAUCUUCUCUGCACUGCACCAGUACUUCAAGAUGAGGGAAUGGCAGCAAACCUUUAUGUCAGUAUGAACGAAGGUCUCAGUUUCAUCUCCAGUUCGGUCACCAUUACCACUGUGGGCUGUUCUGAUGGGACCAUCCUGGCCAUAGCGCUGCUUAUCCUGAUGCUGCUCCUGGUCUUGGCUCUCCUCUGGUGGUUCUGGCCUCUCUGCUGCACUGUGAUCAUCCAUGAACCCCCGCCUCCUGCUGCGGAGGAGAGUUCGGACGAUGAAGACUUUGAAACCCCUAAGAAGAAAUGGCCGACGGUGGAUGCAUCCUACUACGGAGGAAGAGGGGUUGGGGGAAUCAAAAGGAUGGAGGUCCGCUGGGGGGAGAAAGGGUCCACCGAAGAAGGAGCAAAGCUGGAAAAGGCCAAAAAUGCCAAAGUGAAGAUGCCUGAGCAGGAGUAUGUGGAUGCACCGACGCGGGUCCUCAACAACGGCAUGCAGAAACCCCCCGGGCCCCAGAAGUGGUACUCACCCAUCCAGAGCAAACUGGAUGCAUUGUGGGUGCUUUUAAGAAAAGGCUACGACCGUGUGUCUGUAAUGAGACCUCAUCCCGGUGACAAGGGCAGAUGCAUGAACUUCACCCGCAUGAAGUCUCCCUCUCCCAGCUACCCAAACUACCACCACCAGCCAUCUCCCAUCUACAACCCUCCCAAAAGUCCUCCUCCCCCGCAGGGUCAGCUCCCACCGAGCCCCGGCAGCACUCCGUCAUCUCCAUCGUUCUCCUUCUCCAGCCUCCCUCUGCUGCCUCCAACACCUCCUCCCACCUGCUCCCCUCUCAACACACCUCCCCCUUACACGCCACCUCCCACCCGGGCUCUUCCUCUGACCAACCUGCACAUACCUGACCCUCCAGCACUACCACCGACCCCUCCACCCUCUGCCUCCCCGACUGGUUCCCUGCCUCCUCUUCCACAGGUACCUCUUCCAGGACGUGCCCCUCCACCUGCCCGCCCUCCACCUCGCCCCGGCCUGUAGAGCCCCGUCAGCAGACGAUGGAGAGUUUAAAAAGAUUUUAAAAAAGGCAACUCAGAGUCCCCUCAACAAUCAGCACAUGACCAUCCUUGAUUGUACCUGCGAGGACCUGUGAGCGCGGGCUUUAGCCUCCCUGCCUUGUGAAGUUGGAGCAGUGACUACUUGUUUUCAGCUGUUUGUCUACAGUGUACACACUUGGCCCAACAGUGCAAUUGCUGAUGCUUGAAUUACGCAGACAUUCCCUAAAAGUGAGGUCAUGCAGACCGUCUGAAAAACAUUUGCCUCCAUGGUCCUCGGAGCCGCUGCAGGCCCUCUUGUCCACUCACGAUUGGACGAAUCCUGAACAAGCAGAGGAACAACAGCUUGAACUUAAGCCUCUGUUCAAGGAGGAAAUUAUGUUCAAAAUGAUCAUUACACUAAAGUAUGUGCCUGUAACAUUUCCUGAUAAGAGAUAAGAGACUCAAGUUGCAAAUAUUCCAGAUGAAGAAUCUGAAAAUCCCCAUUUUUAUACUCUUGAAUGUUGAGCGAUUGCAUGCAAUAAUGUUAAUGUUCUUUUUAUAACAUUUCUACCUUGUUUUAUACAACAUAAAUGCAUUUUGUAUUUGUUUUUAAAUAUCGAGUAGACACAUUCACAUUAACUUCAGCGUAUUGAAACAGCAAUGCAACCUAUUUUAUCUUGUUUUUUUACGCCAUAGUAAAUAAUCUGGGUCACAUCCGGGGCUUUUUUGUGCUCAUCACAGUAAAGAAUGAUUUAAAUGAACCUCUCCAAGAUGAUUGCAAUCGCUGCAUAUGCUCCACCUACCAUUACGUGGAUAAAGAGUCAGGGAAAAGCUUUGCACAUCAUCUUCCACCCAUGGCCUCUAGCAAAAGGUUUUUAUCUAAACAAUACAUUUGAUAUAACCAUGUGUGUGCAGAUAGAUGCUUGCGUGUGCAUCAAAUAGAAAGAGGCUUUACUAAUUGUGACAGCCAUUUGAAUCAACUUAAACAGAAUCAUCUGUUUUCUUGCAUAAGGUGCUUUUAGUUCCUCAAAGCAUGGAACGUGAUGAAAGCAGGCCGUCUCAUGGGCCAUAAAAAGUCAAGUUUAGAUUCAAUAAAAGUGAAUAUAAGAUUAUGUUGAUCAGAGGAGUCCCCACAAAAUGCAGUGCAGAUUGUAAUGGCUGGCUCCUCAGAGUCUUGAAUGUCAUGGCAAAACUGAAAAGAACCUUUUCAAAUUUCCAGCCAUACAGUAUGUUGAAUACUUUGUUUGGUUCCUUCAAAAUGAAAGUAAACUAUUGACAUGUAUUAAAGUGGAUUCUGUCUUUCUGUAUUAUUUAAAAAAAAAAUACAAUUACUAAUCCAUAAACUACUAUAGGCAAAAGUCUGCAAAGAU
Messenger RNA from Eleginops maclovinus (Patagonian blennie), 3479 nucleotides. RefSeq names its product ANTXR cell adhesion molecule 1a (gene antxr1a). The record is from RefSeq and is a predicted model, not a curated record. Gene Ontology annotation, molecular function: transmembrane signaling receptor activity. Bases 236 to 2113 code for a protein of 625 amino acids. Lineage: Eukaryota; Metazoa; Chordata; Actinopteri; Perciformes; Eleginopidae. Gene Ontology annotation, cellular component: plasma membrane; cell surface. The transcript has 18 exons.